Thermochaetoides thermophila DSM 1495 is the source of this 1953-nucleotide messenger RNA. Its product is annotated as carboxypeptidase B-like-like protein. Gene Ontology annotation, biological process: proteolysis; apoptotic process. The record is from RefSeq and is a predicted model, not a curated record. Gene Ontology annotation, molecular function: serine-type carboxypeptidase activity. Lineage: Eukaryota; Fungi; Ascomycota; Sordariomycetes; Sordariales; Chaetomiaceae. Gene Ontology annotation, cellular component: trans-Golgi network. The coding region runs from base 1 to 1953 and encodes 650 amino acids. The transcript is spliced from 3 exons.
AUGACUCCCAGCCGUAGCUGGAUGAGGGCCUUGAUGGGCUCUUUACGCAUGCCCACGGCCGUCGCGGCUCUUUUGCUUUCAUGCGCGGCCUCGCUGGCUGCUGCAGAGAAAUCGGCCGCCGAUUACUUCGUUCAUUCUCUUCCCGGCGCACCCGAGGAGCCACCGAUUAAGAUGCAUGCUGGCCACAUUGAAAUUACGCCUGAGCACAACGGAAACAUUUUCUUCUGGCACUUCCAGAACAGACACAUCGCGAAUAGGCAGCGCACUGUUAUCUGGCUGAACGGCGGCCCGGGCUGCAGCUCCGAGGAUGGCGCCCUUAUGGAGAUCGGCCCCUACCGUCUCAAGGACGACCAUACCCUAGUCUACAACGAAGGCUCGUGGAACGAGUUUGCCAACGUCCUCUUCGUCGAUAACCCGGUUGGUACCGGUUACAGUUAUGUCGACACCAAUGCCUACGUCCACGAGCUCGACGAAAUGGCCAGCCAGUUCGUGACGUUCCUGGAGAAGUGGUAUGCUCUGUUCCCCGAGUAUGAGCAUGAUGAUCUGUACAUUGCGGGCGAGUCGUAUGCCGGUCAACACAUCCCCUAUAUCGCGAAACGCAUCCUGGAGCGCAACAAGCAGCCCAACAUAAAGUACAAGUGGAAUCUUAAGGGCCUGCUCAUCGGCAACGGAUGGAUCUCCCCGCGCGAGCAAUACGAGGCAUACUUGAACUACGCCUUUGAAAAGGGGCUGGUGAAGAAGGGCAGCGACAUCGCCAACAAGCUCGAGGUGCAGCUACGCAUCUGCCAGAAGGAGCUGGCUGUCGGUCCUGCUGCUGUCGACAACCCAGACUGCGAAAAGAUUCUUCAGGAUAUGUUGAUGCUCACGUCCAAUGUCGAAAAAGGCCAGCGCAUGUGCUACAACAUGUACGAUGUGCGCCUGAAGGACACCUACCCGUCCUGUGGCAUGAACUGGCCUCCAGACCUUAAAUUCGUCACCCCUUACCUCCGCCGUACGGACGUCGUCAACGCUCUGCACGUCAACCCUAACAAAGUCACCGGCUGGGUCGAAUGUUCCGGCUUCGUCAGCUCCAACUUCCGCCCAGUCAAGUCCAAGCCAUCCAUUGACCUCCUCCCCGACCUCCUCGCCGAGAUCCCCAUCCUCCUCUUCUCUGGUGCCGAAGACCUCAUCUGUAACCACCUCGGCACUGAAGCCCUGAUCAGCAACAUGGUUUGGAACGGCGGCCGCGGCUUCGAACUCUCCCCCGGCACCUGGGCCCCCCGCCGGGAAUGGACCUUCGAGGGCGAGACGGCCGGCUUCUGGCAGGAGGCACGCAAUCUGACCUACGUCGUCUUUUACAACGCCAGCCACAUGGUCCCUUUCGACUUUCCCCGCCGCACGCGCGACAUGCUCGACCGCUUCAUGGGCGUGGAUAUCAGCUCCAUCGGCGGCAAGCCGACCGAUAGUCGUCUCGACGGCGAGAAGGGCCCCGAGACGACAGUCGGCGGCGCCGCUGGGAACAGCACGACUGCCAAACAGGAGGAGAAGGAGAAGCUGGAUGCUGCCAAGUGGGAAGCCUACCGGAGGAGUGGUGAGAUUGUGUUGGUGAUUGUUAUCAUUGCCGCUGGCGCGUGGGGUUACUUCGUCUGGAAGGACCGCCGAAAUAAGCGGCAUGAGGGCUACCAGGGCUUGGCUGGCGGCGAGAACGGUUCGGCCGGGUUCAUGGCGCAUCAUCGCAGGCAGUCGUCGCUGCGGCAGCAGCACAGGCGUCGGGACUUGGAGGCGGGCGAUUUCGAUGAGACGCAGCUAGAUUCUUUGCAUGUCAAAAGUCCUACGGAGGGAAAUAAUGCUGCCGCUGGGAGGGAGAGCCGGGAGAUGUAUAGUGUGGGUGGGGUGAGUGAAGAUGAAAGUGGAGAUGAGGAGGCAGUAAAUAAAGGGAAGGGGAAGGAGAGAGCGGAGAAUGGGGGACUGUAA